AUGUUUUCUUUUUUUCUUCUUUUCACCUUCUCUGAAGAAGCUAUUGAUCUCUCUCUCUCUUUUUUUCUUUUUAAUAAACUUUGCAAGCUCUUACGUGAGGGUAAAUACCCAAUGGCAAUAAUGUGCUUUGAACGAGCAAGGUACACAUACGGGGAGAGAUUAGCUAAGGCCUCCGCUUUCAAAGCAGAUGCAGAUCUCAAGCACGUUUCAAAUCCACAAGAGGCUUCUGACCUUCGAAGGCAGGCUGCUGAGAUCUAUGAAACAAUUGGAAUGGCCGACUCUGCAGCGGAGUGUUUCUACAUGUUGAAGGAAUAUGAGAGAGCAGGUAGAAUAUACAUGGAUAAAUGUGGAGAAUCUGCUUUGGAGAAAGCUGGAGAGUGUUUCUCUCUUGCUCAGUGCUACAGUCUUGCAGCGGAGGCAUAUGCAAGGGCAAAUAUCUUCUCAAAGUGCUUGUCCAUUUGUGCUGAAGAAAAACUCUUUACAAUGGGUCUGCAAUACAUUGAGGAUUGGAAAAGGCAGGGAACUGAGAAGAAAAGUAAAGAAAUAGAGAUAUUGGAACAGGACUUUUUAGAGAGUUGUGCCCUUCAUUUCUACAACCUCAGAGACUACGGGACCAUGAUGAAGUAUGUGAAGGCUUUUCAUUGCAUCGAUUCAAUGAGAAACUUGCUUAUGAGGUUUGGAUGGCUUGAUGAACUUAUAAGUCUGGAGGAAGACUUUGGUAACUUUUUGGAGGCGGCCAAGAUUGUGAGGAUGAAAGGUGACAUCCUUCGUGAGGUUGAUCUACUUGGGAAGAGUGGAAAAAACAGGGAAGCGUCGAUGAACAUCCUCUGGUACGUAUUAUUCUAUUCCCUUUGGGCUCCUGGAAGCAAAGGGUGGCCCUUGAAGCAGUUUGCACAGGAGGAGGAGCUGGUAGCAAAAGCCAAACUUCUCGCAAAGCCUGAGCCUAUUGCCUUCUAUGAAUAUGUUUCUGUAGAAUCAAGCAUUUUGCUAAAUAAACAGAACAGUUUGGCUCAAAUGAAAGAACAUUUGAGUGCUUCCAGUAGAAAUGGAAGUGUCAGAGGUGAAAUACUGUGCGCUCGAAAUAUUUUGGACUUCCAUCUUCGUCAAAAUAUCUCAAAUUUUUGUUGGGAAUAUGAUUGGCUUGUCGACCCAGUGAACCAUUCUGAACAACUGAUCUUGGGGAAUCAGAUUUCCGUUGACUCAUUGGUCUGCUUUUGGAAUCUUUGGAGAGAGAAAAUUGUCAGAAUUAUAGAGAGUGCAGGAUGCGUGAAGAUGCUGAUGAGAAAGGAAAAUACGUCAUGUUGGGAGUUCUGUUUGAAUUACUUUGGUGUUCUGGAGCAACGGAACAACAUGCAAAGAACUUAUCACCUUCUAAACCCAGAUGCUGAUUGGGUCAGAUACAUUGAUAAAAGAUCUCUUCAAAGAAAUGGACAAUUGGUUGCUUUGGGUCUUAGACAAUUGGUCUCUGCAGCUCAAAAGUACUGGUAUUCUGAGCUUACUUCUGUUGGUAUGGAGCUCCUGCACCAAUUGGAUGCACUUUAUCAAUUUUUGGUGAAGAGUUCUCGGUCAAACUUCUGGCAAAGCAGAUGUCUUGCUAUCUCACAUGAGGUUGCCAAGUUCCUUAGAGAAAUCGAUUGUCCGAAUCACUCGUUCCAGUAUGGUAAGGCACUGGACGGUUUCAUUGAAACAUCCAGUGAGAGGUAUUUUGGUUACAUAUUUCCACUUGACUGGAGAAUAUCGUCGUCAGAGAAUAUGGUAUCUCUGAGAGGAAGUGAGGCUUCUCGUAAUUUACUGAGAGAAACAAUGAACAUGAUAAUUUCGAAGGAGCAAUUUUCACAUGGGAAGAUGGGUGAGCUUGCGACUUUGGUUCUUGGGUCUGGAAUGCUUGACGAUGGUUUGUACGGAAAAAUUGCAAAAUCAUUUAAAGGAGAUACGUCAUGGGAGGCAUUCAUGGAAUGCAUUUGUCGGGAUGUACCAUCAGACCUUCCUCAGGCGAGCAAUGGACCCGUGGAAAUCUCUUUGGCUUGGAACCUUUAUCGAGCUUUGGCAGAUGCUUACAAUGCCAAUUGGAGGACUGAAAGAGACUACAUCACACCAAUUUGCCUUUUGUAUCUCUUGGAACGACUUGUGAUUUUGAUAGCUUGCUCCAAAGGGCAGUUUUAUACAACGAAAUCUUCUCUAGUUGAAUGGCUCAUCUGCCAUGAAGGUUUAGCAAAGCCUAGCUUCAGUUUCAACCUGGGAAAUUGCUUGGAGCCCAUCAUUCAGUUUGUUACAAGGACUGUUGCGGACCUUCUUAACAAUAAGGAUGAUACCAGACAAUGGAUCAAAAACUCGAACCUAAAUGUGAUGGAGUAUUACCCAUUGUUGGUCUUGAAGUUGGUUCUUUUGGUUUGUUUGCUUCACCUGAACUUUGGCGUCAGUCCAUAUUUUCUCUUCGAUUUGCUCAGUAAGAGUUGGAUUUCUGAGCAAAUACCUCAAGAGUUUCGUCGUAUUCUUUCACGUUGCCGGAGGCUGAACUUACAGAAAAUUUCUGUGGGUGUUCUUGCUGAAGCGUUCGAAAAAGUUGAUCCCCUUGUAAUUACCGAUUCUGCUUCAGAUUGCUCAAAAUGUCCACAUGCCAUCAUUUUAGAUGUGAAGUCGCACAAAUGCAAAGAAGAGAUUAUGGAAGUUCUAUUCCCCAAAGAUGGAAGUGCUGAGAGCUCUUGCAAGUUGCAAGAUCUGACCGAAGUUUCCAAGGAUUCCUCUUCAUCUUCCAACAGUGCAGUACUACUUGUGCAUUUGGAUGGUGCAAAUGCGUUGUCAUUGCCUGGACAAGAAGUGGGUUUAGCAAAUGAGGAAGAGAAGAGGAAGUUGUGGAAGCUGAAAAAACCAGUGAAGAAGGACGAGCAGGCUCCAUCAUCUUCUUUUUCCCAGACUGGUGGUGUAGAAAACCGGAACAAGAACGAGGGCAAUUGCAAGUCCAAAGGGAAGCAAAAUAAGAAAGGAAGAGGCAAGAAGAAAUGAAUCCUCACUUCAUUGUCCCAGAUACAGUUUGAGUGAAAAUUGUAUGUAGUUAUAAUCUACAUGUAGUCCACAUUCUUGUCAAUACAUGUGGAACUUUUUAGUAGAAAAGUUCUUAGAAUGAAGAAAAACAGAUCUCUCGACAGGAAGCUCAUUACUCUACACAUGUCCUGAUGUUUUAGCAGACAAUAGUCAUGAAGAUCUACUAUUCCUUUCUUGGCUGCA
Molecule: messenger RNA, 3225 nt
Organism: Eucalyptus grandis
Lineage: Eukaryota; Viridiplantae; Streptophyta; Magnoliopsida; Myrtales; Myrtaceae
Exons: 2
Coding region: 1-3003 (1000 amino acids)
Source: RefSeq, a predicted model, not a curated record